UACGCGCUGCAGCCGCUGGACCACGAGGAGCUGGAGCUGCUGCAGUUCCAGGUGAGCGCGCGCGACGCGGGCGUGCCGCCUCUGGGCAGCAACGUGACACUGCAGGUGUUUGUGCUGGACGAGAACGACAACGCGCCCGUGCUGCUGCCGCCUGGGGCGGGUGGCGUGGACGGCGCGGUGAGCCAGCUGGUGUCGCGGUCCGUGGGCGCGGGCCAAGUGGUAGCAAAGGUGCGCGCAGUGGACGCGGACUCAGGCUACAACGCGUGGCUGUCUUAUGAACUGCAGCAGUCGGCGGGGAGCGCGCGCAGCCCGUUCCGCGUGGGUCUGUACACAGGCGAGAUCAGUACGACUCGCACCCUGGAUGAGGUGGACGCGCUGCGCCAGCGCCUACUGGUGCUGGUGAAGGACCAUGGCGAGCCGGCGCUGGUGUCCACGGCCACCGUGCUGCUGUCGCUGGUGGACAAUGGCCCUGCGCCGAAGACGCCCUCACGGGCGUCGGCCGGCGCCGCGAGCGUGGAGACCGCUCUGGUGGAUGUGAACGUGUAUCUGAUCAUCGCCAUCUGCGCGGUGUCGAGCCUGUUGGUGCUCAUGCUGCUGCUGUACACGGCGCUGCGGUGCUCGGCGCCGCCCACCCAGGGUGUGUGCGGGUCGGGGAAGCCCACGCUGGUGUGCUCCAGCGCGGUGGGGAGCUGGUCCUAUUCGCAGCAGAGGCGGCAGAGGGUGUGCUCUGCGGAGGGCCCGCCCAAGGCCGACCUCAUGGCCUUCAGCCCCAGCCUUCCUCAAGGUCCCAGCUCAUCAGACAAUAACUGUAUAGCAUAGCACGGUUUAGAGAAUUCAUUUCUUACUUACCCUUUGGAGCCGCAUGAUGUCGC
Hipposideros armiger (great roundleaf bat) is the source of this 872-nucleotide messenger RNA. Its product is annotated as protocadherin alpha-5-like. The annotation marks the transcript as partial. The record is from RefSeq and is a predicted model, not a curated record. The transcript has 2 exons. Gene Ontology annotation, biological process: homophilic cell-cell adhesion. Gene Ontology annotation, cellular component: plasma membrane. Gene Ontology annotation, molecular function: calcium ion binding. Lineage: Eukaryota; Metazoa; Chordata; Mammalia; Chiroptera; Hipposideridae.